This is a messenger RNA of Salvelinus sp. IW2-2015, 4724 nucleotides long. The record is from RefSeq and is a predicted model, not a curated record. Lineage: Eukaryota; Metazoa; Chordata; Actinopteri; Salmoniformes; Salmonidae.
UGCCGACAAGGACAGGGUUUCCUCUGCUGCUCAAGUCCGGAGCGGUCCCCGUGACAACUGAAAAACCCGAAGGAUUCAAGUAUUUAGAUGUUGCAUUGAGAUAACAACCUACGCACAUCGAAACACAGCAAAAGAUGGAGUGGAGUCUCCCUGUGUAGGUCCAUGAUGGCCGUCGUCUUGCCCACAGCAGCUGAAGGCCCCCUCCAAGCCCAUGUAUGUACGUUGUUAUGGCAACAGUAGAUGGAAACACAGACGUUGAGACCCUGUUGGCUGCGAUCCACCUGGAGCGAUACCUGAAGACCUUCCGCCAGUCUGGCUUCCUCUUGGCCAGGGACAUCAGCCACCUAGACAAUGGAGCUCUUAUCCAGCUGGGUGUAACUGCCACCGGGCACAGGAAGAGAAUUCUGAGACUGGUCCAGCACAUUCAGAGGGCUACCAAUCCGAAUCAGUCGACAUCAGAGCCCUUGGAGCCCUUAUUGGACCGUUGUCAGUCUGAGUCUGACAUUAAUUCCACACCCAUCCAAUCAGGAGGGCCGAGGUCUGACCAAGGGGGCGGUUCAGGGGCCAUUCCGUUUGAAGCAUUCCGGAAUAGUUCUGUUCCUAACAUUCCAUCCAUGUUGAUGAACUCCGGGUCAGAACAACAGCAGCAGUACAAUGGGAAUGUUGUCAUAAAACCGGUUCCAAAACCUAGAACGGUGUUUUACAGACACAAAACAGAACCCGCCCGGUUUCUAUCCUGUCCCAUACCACCGACACCACCAGAUCCUCAUGUUCUAACCCUAACCAGGAAACCAUCUCAGGAAUCUCUCUGUUUUACCAUAUUGGAAGGUUUGGCUUCAGGUGAAUUUAACACUGACACAGUGAUGGUGGGGCCUACCCCUAACCCUACCCAUAACCCUAUCCCUAACCCUGCCCCUAACCCUACCCCUACCCUGAGACACAGCCUAAGCCUGAGAGAGAGGAGGCUGAGUAACUCCUCAGACUCUGGAGGUCCCCAGCCCCCUGUUCCCCCUCGGCUGAACCGAGGUACCCCUCCAGCCAUGUUUAGGGGACCUACAUCCACACCACCGUCAUCUGGUAGAAGGACUGAACAAAACCAGGACCAGUGCACGACAACCCCACCUCCCUCAUCCUCCUAUGAUAACACUGGAUUCCCCUCUCUGGCCACUUCCCCUCCUGGCUCCCCGAUGGAGAUGGUCUCCAAUGAGAUCUACUGUGGCACUUCACCUGGCACGGCAGCUAGUAGUGGAAGGAUUCCCUGCAACGCUCCUCAAACACCACCACGGCCAGAGAUCCACACCACUCCUGAAAGAAUUAGCACUUUAAGUAACAACUCUUGUGAAUCGUCCCACGGCGUCCCCAUGGAGGACCCAGAGGAGGAGAUCAGUCCCUACUGUGAAACGGUCUUCCAGAUCAGACGACCACUGCAGCACUCUGAGGCGGAAAGGACCAACAGUGAAGGAAAGGCAGGAAUGACAAGAGCAGAGGAAGAGAAACACGGAGAGGAUCAUGGGACACCCAAACUCUCCUGGGCCAAACGUCUGUCCCACGCCCUCCACAGUGAGUCCCAGGGCUACAGCACAGUAGGAGAAGCAGCACCACCCCCUCGCUGCCUCUCUUUACCCCCCAACCUGUACCCCUCGGAGCCGGAUGAGGACCAGACGAUAUCCCCCUACGCCAGCUACACCUCUCUCUCUGAGCAGACUGAACCCAUCAUCUGUGGCUGGCUGGAUAAGCUAUCACCACAAGGGAACUAUGUAUUCCAGAAACGCUAUGUGAAGUUUGAUGGCAAAAAUCUGCUGUACUUCGGCAGUGAAAAGGACCCGUACCCCAAAGGAGUGAUUCCUCUGGCCGCGAUACAGAUGGCCCGCAUGGCCAAAGACAAUAAAUUUGAGAUAGUGACAAGUCACAGGACGUUUGUCUUCCGGGCUGAUAACGAAGUGCAGAGACAUCAGUGGUGCAGUAUCCUACAGGGGAGGGUGAAGGAACAGCUUGUGUUCGGGCGCCCUCGCUUCGGUCCUGGCAGCCACUGUCAGAGGAGUGGUCCUCUGGAGCUCAAAGGGACCAAGUCAAAAGUCUACGUGGCCAUCAACACAGAGCAGGUCUGGCUGUACAAGACUGAACAGUGUUUUAGGAAUGGGAUUGGAAUUACGCUGAUCGAGGCCAGAGGAGCUACGAUUAGAGACGGCAAAGGAAAAAGCUUUGACCUCAUCACUCCUUACAAAACAUUCAGUUUCACAGCUGAGUCUGAGCGGGAUAAGAGGGACUGGAUGGAAGCUGUACAGGAGUCCAUAGCAGAGACCCUGUCUGACUACGAGGUGGCUGAGAAGAUCUGGUCCAACAGGUUUAAUAAGCUCUGUGCUGACUGCCAAGCAGUCAACCCAGACUGGGCCUCCAUAAACCUCUGUGUUGUCAUCUGUAAGAACUGUGCAGGUCAACACAGAGGUCUGGGGACUAUGGUGUCUAAAGUACAGAGCCUGAAACUGGACACCAGCGUGUGGAGCAAUGAGAUCGUGCAGCUCUUCAUAAUGCUGGGGAACGACCGAGCCAAUGAGUUCUGGGCGGCCAGGUUAUCUCCAGCUGACGAGUUAGACCAUGAUGCCACACCGGACCAGCGGAGAGAGUUUAUCAUCCAUAAGUACCGUGAGGGGCGCUACCGACUCCCCCACCCCAACUUCAACACACAGGAGGAGCUGCUCAAGGUUCUGUGUACUGCUGUGACRGAGCAYAACCUGCUGAAGACGGUCACCCAGAUCUUCACCGAGGCAGAGGCUGUCCGAUCCCGCCUCGCUGCCUCUAAUGGAUAUGACAAGCAUCUGUCUCAGGAAUACUCCCUCCCGCAAGGCACCUCAGACCCCAGUGUGUAUGAUGAGAUCAUGCAGGCUGUGCUGCACUCCGGCUACCUCUACAAGUCAGCCUCAACGAACAAAGGGACAUUAUCCAGGAAAACCAGAGAAGAUUUCCAGAAGUACUGGUGCACGGUGGAGAGGUCUCUUCUGUUCUAUGAGUCUGACCGAUGUCCUGAUCCMAGCAUGAAGAUCAACGUCAAWGACAUCGUCUGUCUGGGGGUCAGCAGGCCGGACUCCUGCAACAACAACGGCUUCAUUGACAGGUUUCUCUAUACGUUUCAACUGUACUUGUCCUCAGAGAAGCUCUAUCAGUUUGGAUUGGAAACUCCUGAUGCACUGCAAUGUUGGGUCAAGGCCAUUGGAAAGGCCGCCACACCUUUAAGCUGCCACUGCCUGCUAGCGAGGGAGUUUGAGCGGGUGGGAGUSCUGCGUUACAAYGCCAUGCGAGACCCUUCUCAGUGGAAAGAGGGAUAUUUUGUKCUUCAGAAGUCUAYCCUCUUCAUCUGCCCAGGGAACGACGGAGCAGCUGAGGACAUUAUCAACCUUAAACGUCUGCAAGAGCUCAGUGAGUCUCCUGUCCUGACCAAAGCUUUACUGGCACUGUGUGGUAAUACAUCCAGAGAGCUGCGGAGGGAAGGGCAAACCCUGAGAGAACAGCAGCUCAGCAGGAAUGAUAUCCCCAUCAUCGUAGACAGCUGCAUCGCCUUCAUCACACAGUAAGGUCUGGGUCAUGAGGGGAUCUAUAGGAAGAACGGAGCCACGUCCAGGAUCAAGCUACUGAUGGAGGAGUUCAGGAAUGAUGCUCGGAACGUCAAGCUCCGGAUCGGGGAUAACUUCAUAGAGGAUGUGACUGACGUGUUGAAGAGGUUCUUCAGGGAGAUGGACGACCCCAUCUUCAUGGCUGACCUGCAUCAGCUAUGGAAGGAGGCUGUCAGAACAGCCAAGGAUAAGAACCAGCGUCUGGACAGAUACAAGGAGAUCAUCCGUAGUUUACCUAAAAUCAACAGGACUACCCUGGCUGCUCUCAUCAGCCACCUCUACAGGUUAGUAUGGCCUCAGGAAAUCAGGGUUGUGUUCCAUAGUAAAUGUUUAAUUGUGUUUGUUCAGAUUGAUGAGGAGCAGCGGACCCAGAUAGAACUGGAGCUCAGCCUCAUCACCACCUGGAAGGACACACAGCUGUCUCAAGCAGGUGAUCUGAUCAUAGAAGUGUACCUGGAGAAGAAGAUGGCAGACUGCUGCAUCACUCUCAAGGUAAGUGGAGACAGGUUGUCUCCUGACUUUAUUUCUGUGGAAUACAAGUGGACUGACCUUCUGUGGAAUACAAGUGGACUGAGAAAGUCUUCAUGUUUCAAGGAGAAGCUAUCCCAGAAUAGUUGUUAUAUAAUGUUCAAAUGUUGUCUGUCUUCCACAGAGCGCCCCCUACACCCCAAAGAGAAGGUGCUGGAGCAGGCGCUACAGUGGUGUAAAAUGGCUGAUCCUAGUUCAGCUUACCUGGUGGUGAAGAGAGUUCCCAAAGGAGAGGGCAUCAACAUCCUCACUGCCUACGAGAGUGAGAUAAUGAAGAUGGGAGUUCUGAAGUGUCGUGAAGAGCCUCCCAAACUCCUCCACGGAAAAGUCUUUCAGGAACACACCUUUCAGAUCAAAGACCACAAGCUGCUCCUGCUGAAGGACAAAAAGAGCGUCAAGCCUGAAAAGGAAUGGCCUCUGAAGUCUAUGAAGAUCUACAUGGGAAUUCGAAAGAAGCUGAAACCCCCAACUKGAUGGGGCUUUACUCUCAUGAUGGAGAAACAGCAACUGUACCUUUGUUGCUUUUGUGAGUCCGACCUAUGGGAUUGGGUCACCAAUUUCCUCAAAAGCGAGCAGGUCAUGUCGUGA